This is a messenger RNA of Xenopus laevis (African clawed frog), 1735 nucleotides long. RefSeq names its product putative nuclease HARBI1. Bases 356 to 1489 code for a protein of 377 amino acids. The transcript has 6 exons. Lineage: Eukaryota; Metazoa; Chordata; Amphibia; Anura; Pipidae. The record is from RefSeq and is a predicted model, not a curated record.
GAGCGGGUGUCUGCGGAUUAUAGGCCGCGCCAGCCAGCGCUUCUCUUUCUGUGGAGCCAAUACUAUUCCUUUAUCUCCUCAGCGCCUGGCAGGCAGGUGUGGGGGGACUGAGAGUGGGGUGUCACAUUGUGUGCCAAUAAUGAUGGCCACAUGGGAUGGAGGAGGGGGGACGUCACACUUCUCUUCUGGCUCCAUUGUGUGAUUGGUUACUCUACACCUGGCCGCUGAGCAUGCUGGGACUUCUACACUGGCUCAGAUUUCAAGUGUAUUGAGGAUUUUGGCGGAUGCAGCUUUCUCACUUCUUUGGACUUCGUAGUGCCCAGACCAGAUGAAAUAGUAACAUAACUCAGACACAAUGGCCUCUGAAGCUAAAAUGGAUAUUGAAAUGCCGCUUUUAAUACUGUACAAAAUACGGACAAGCCGCCUGUCGCAGAACAAAGAGCAGCAGAGGGGCGGGAGAAAUGCAGCGAAAAAGAGACGCGUUUACUUGCGAAACGAAAGGAAGUUCCCCAACCGAGUAAAUCUCCUUGAUCUGAACGAAGAAGAGAUUAAAGCGAGAUAUCGAUUAUCCUCCGCAGCCAUUCAGUCCCUCUUUGAAAAAGUAAAAGAAAACUUAAAUCCCAAAACAGAGCGAAGCCACGCCAUUCCGGGCAUCGUCAAGUUACUGUGCGCGCUACACUUUUUCACCAGUGGCUCUUUCCAGAACAGCGUCUCCACAGCCGGCGGCAUCACCCAGUCCAGCUUCAGCCGAUUCCUCUUCCAAGUCAUACAGGCCAUAGUGAACUUGUACAAAGAGUACAUUAGUUUUCCUAAUGACCCAGCCUCACUGAAAGCAGUCAAACGGUCCUUCAUGAGUGUAGCGGGAUUCCCGAAUGUCAUCGGGGCCAUCGAUUGCACCCAUGUUGCCUUAUCGCCCCCGUCCGAAAAUGAAUACAUCUAUCGGAAUGAAAAGCACUUCCAUUCGUUGAAUAUGCAAGUCGUCGUGUCGUACAACAUGAAGAUUAUCGACGUGGUGGCCAAGUUCCCUGGUUCCACUGAAGACUCCUACAUAUUAAGUCAGUCUGGGCUUCAUCAGCGUUUCGAGAAUGGGGAAUUUGGAUCUGGAUGGUUGUUAGGUGAUAACAUGUAUGGCCUAAAGCCUUGGCUCAUGACUCCCAUUAAUAAUCCUAAAACCCGGGCAGAGAAAAAAUACAAUCACGCUCAUUCUACGACGCGCUCAACAAUCGACCGUACGUUUGGAAUGCUUAAAACCCGAUUCGGAUGCCUGGAUAAAUCGAAAGGGGUUUUGCUUUACUCCCCUGAGAAAGUCUGUAAAAUAUUUUUCGUCUGCUGCAUACUUCACAACAUUGCCAUGAAUGAAAACGACGACUUGGAAAUAAUCGAGGAGUAUGCUCAGCAUGAAGAAAUAAACACGGAGCCCUUCGAAGAUGAUACGGACGAAGGAGGCGUUCUACGAGAGAAGUUGAUACUGGAUCAUUUUUCAGACUAAACCUCGGUCAAGAAACACUAGAAGAACCGUGAACAAAAAUAACCACAACAAUAAUAAUAAAAAAAAAAGAAAAACAAAGAAGAAACUUUUUAGUAAACACAAUUAGUUCUCUGUUAAAAUCUGACUUUUGCUUUUUCGAUUCUUCAUGUACCGGAUCCUUUCUAUGAGUGCAAGUGUUAAUAGUUCAUAAUUGUGUUUUUGAAAAGUUAAAAUGUAAAUAGUACACGCUUCUAUAUUUUUGUUAAA